Fraxinus pennsylvanica is the source of this 327-nucleotide messenger RNA. The record is from the annotation of a GenBank genome assembly. NCBI's taxonomy places the organism in Eukaryota, Viridiplantae, Streptophyta, Magnoliopsida, Lamiales, Oleaceae.
AUGAAUUACAAUGCUAAAAGUUCAAAACUUGAGUUGAAACAGAAUUUAUCCCCACCAAGGGCAAAUCUACGAGUUCAAUCCUCCAACAGAUCUAUUUCACCUAUCGAGAUAUCGCCUCGAAGUUCAUGCGGAUCCCGAGAAAUGAGCCCAAACGACACUUUGUGCUACUCGAGUAGCCCCGAGGCCACUUCCAUGAUGCUUGUCGGGUGUCCUCGAUGUCUCAUGUACGUAAUGCUAUUCGCAAAGGAUCCGAAAUGCCCCAAAUGUAAAAGCACUGUUUUGCUUGAUUUUCUGCAUGAAGACAGUAGCAAGAAAUCUAAGAAGUGA